Aphis gossypii (cotton aphid) is the source of this 6496-nucleotide messenger RNA. RefSeq lists its product as uncharacterized. Gene Ontology annotation, molecular function: neurexin family protein binding. Bases 467 to 5686 code for a protein of 1739 amino acids. The transcript has 11 exons. Gene Ontology annotation, biological process: exocytosis. Gene Ontology annotation, cellular component: plasma membrane; exocytic vesicle. The record is from RefSeq and is a predicted model, not a curated record. Lineage: Eukaryota; Metazoa; Arthropoda; Insecta; Hemiptera; Aphididae.
UGGGCCGGUCAGUUGUGGUUCCCGCGGUGGACUGGUGGAGACUAGAGGUAAACGUGCGGCGACGUCGGCGGCAGGUUGACGAACGUUUUACAAUCGGUUCGUCGUCGGUCUGGGUUUUGUUGUUUUUGUCGUUCGGUUUAACGUUCCUUUAACGCGUAUUAUGAUGUUAUAAUGUGAGCAGUCGGCCCUUCUAUACAACAGUUCGGCUGUACGUGACUAUCGCUGAAUUUGUUUGUUUAUUACCGUGUUACUCGUUUUCUGAUUUCAAUAAUCGCGCGAGUGGUCGCAAAAGAAGUUUAGUGAAAAAAAGUUCUCCGUGGACACGGCACACAAAGCGUACCGGAAUUCGGCCAAUAGAGAUUCUUCUUUUCCAUGGAAGCAGCUCAGUCGCAGUGGUCGGCCAACGACCGUAUUUGAAUCGAAGUGCAGGAGUGACAAAUUCGCACGGUAAAGGCAAUACGAUAGUAUGGCUAGCGGUGAAUUAGAAGUAUUGCGAUGUGAAUCCAGUUUAUGGUCUGGGCACUGUUGUGCCCGAUGUCGGGCCGAAUUGGGCCGAAUAAUCAAUAGAGGGGCCAAUUGUCGUGCUUGUCGUGAACGGAUUUGUAUGUCUUGCAGGGAAUAUUCAACUGCCACACAUGUUCCCGAAUGGCUAUGUAUUCGGUGUCAUAAAGAAAAAAUUGAAUCAUUGGAGCCGGCAAAAGAAUGGAUCGUUGAUUUUUGGACACCAGAAAACAUGAAAUAUCCGAAAAACGAAACUAAGCUCGGCAGGUCCCUGACGUUUAAAGACUCGUCUCCGUGGUCGGCCGUCAGAGGGUCGCCCGAACUGCGAGCUUACAGCAGCAUGCCGCGGGGUAGCGUACCGUGGCCGCAGCGCAAUGGUAGCGGCGUCGGAGCGGCCAUACGCAUCGGACGAUCCGCACAAGCCGCCGUAGGACCGACGAAUCCCGACGAUCUUCCGGCACAGCGGCAACCAGCAGUAGAAGUUAACACCGUCCAUCUGGUGGACACUUGUGGCCACAUCAUCGACAUGCAAACGGUCUCCGAGUCGACGGGGACAGCCAUCGCCGAUCCCUCCACGCUGAAGACUUUGGGCGACAUCGACCAUCCCGGCGGUGACGAAUCCGAAGACUUCAGCCGGAAGCAAGUGGCUACCGCUCUAACUAGAUUACAAGAAGAUCUCAAACAUAUUCCGCCCGGAGUAACGCCACCUAGAAGUCGACGUUUUCUCCGCCGGGACCCUUUCCUACACGAAGAAAUCCUGGGCGGUAAUCGGACCAAGGAUGACUAUCGUCUGGUCUUCCUGAACGGAGCUGACUGGUCAUCGGACGAUGGCGGUUGUGGUCGACAAACGUCAUCCAGCCUUUCGGCCGAUGACGAUUGUGACUGGGACUAUUUUAUGGCCGGCCUGGACGAUGACAACGACCAGACGCGACCGCCGAAACAAACACAACAAGAACAGCAACGCCAGUCGGCAGGUGGCGCAGGUACCGGUAACGGUGACCAGUUAACCGGCUGUAGCGGCGGCAGUAGUGGUGGAAGUAAACUGAGCGAGACUGACGCACGCGCAAUAACAACGACGUCGACAACGUUCGUUCCGGUCGUGUUGCCGUUCCCCGUGUUCGUGCCAGUGCCGAUUGUGAUACCGCCGGAGCGCGCGCACUACACGCUUACUACCGCGUUCGCAAACGUUUUAACUGAAUAUUUUCGUGAACGGGAUGCCGUCAGUGGUACAGAAGUGAAAAAUGUGAACGACCAAAGGGGCGCCGGUGGUGUCGUCGUGAAAAUGCCGGAACCUCCCGCGGCCGCAGUAGACGAAGGCGGCGGUGCUGUGCUCACAAUGUACGCGACCCUUGACGCUAAAUCGUCGUCGUCGCCGGUCGCAUCGUGUGGAGAUGAAGAUCGCGAUGGUGAGGUCGGAUAUUAUUCGUCAUCCUCGUCACCAUCUCCGUCGCCGUCAGAUGAUUCGGACGAUUCGGACGCGCAGAACAUUGCCAUGUCGUACGACGUAAACGAUAGUCCGGACGAUGACGACGAUGAAGAUGAAGACGACGGGUGUAAUGUGAAGCUGUCCAGUAUCUUGGAUUCGACGUCCGCUGCGGCAGUUAAAUCUGCCACCGGAAACAGUAGCGCAUCUGACGAAUUUUCCGGCACUGAGUCCAUGGAACAGAUAUCCGUUGACGAGUCUUCCGCCGCCGCUUGUUUGAGCGGAAAGUUUACUAGUUUAAUAAUGAUAACACGUGACGACAAGCCGGCAGUGAACGUUGUGACCAGUGAUACGACAAAAAUAAUGCCCACGGUGAUCCAAGAUGAAGGGUUCAAACUCACUCUGGAUACUUCCGAACCGGCUGAUGACAGUGAAGUGAAGGUCGUAACAGGUGGUGACACAUUGUCAGCUGUCAUCGCGUUGGAAGAAGGUUUGGCCGAUGAUGAUUCUUGGGUGGAAGAUUUGGAUAGAGACGAUUUCAAAAUUGAAUCUUCCGAAGGUGAAGAGAUGUCGUUUGAAGAAGAACCUGAGUUCAGAAGAUCGGCAUUAGACUUUACAUUACACACUAUCGUGGAGGAAAGCUGCGAAGAAAGCGAAGUUGAAUCUGACCGGAAUAACCAGACAGAAUUAGAAAAAUAUUUUUUCUUUGGUCUCUGCGAUAAAGAUCAAGAUGCUGGUAGAAACACUGACGCGUUUUCUGAAACAAGUUCUAUCAUGAGCGAAGGCUUCGAGUCUUUGGACAGCAUCGAGCCACAACCUGCAGUAUCUGAAAUGGCUGGAUCUAGACUAGAACGAUAUUUCUUAAGCGAAUUCAUGGGCUUCGAUCGACCAGAUUCGGACGGUAGUGUUGGUAGUGAUAGUCCAGAACACAGUCCUGAACAACGGAGAAAAAGAUUGGUUAGAGCUAGAGGAACUGGGCGACAACAUUCAUCACUAGACAAUCUUACAGAAUCUGAACAACAAGUAGAGAUUCAAUUGGAUUACGAAGAUUCGUCCACAAGUUCAGAUUCAAACGAGGAAUCUGUAUCGUUCGAAAAAAAUGAUGGUCAAUGUGAUACUGUUAAAAGAGGCAAGAAGAAGAAAAGAUCGAUUGUAACUGCUCCACCUUUGGAAGCAUUAGAAACCGAAGAAACCGCAGAAAAUAUUAAUACUGUAGACGACGUACUAGAUAAAAAUCCAGAUAGUGUUGACGUGCCAGAGGAAAAAUUAACAGUUCCGAUAACAGAAAACGAUCAAAAACCAAAUGCCACAGAGGGUCUGACCAGAACCGAUAGUUUUAAUUAUUGGAGUUCGGAUGAAGAAACCAAUCUAAUGAUGUCUAAAAUGAGAGCGUUUUUCAAGACCAUGUUGGCAAACCAACCAAAACCGGAAGUGCCAGGAGAAAAGAGCAAGCCUCCUCAAUUGGUAAAAUUCGAGUCCGAACUGACUAGACUGAUGAAAACUGUACCGGGAAUUAGAGACGAACAAGUGAAAGAAAUCGUCGAAUAUUUAAGCAGCGAGGACACGUGGAGCGAUUCUUAUGAUUCAUCAGACUACACAAGUUCUGAUCUGGAGACCGGGUCUAGACUACAAGAUGAAAACCGGGACACUGCUUUUGUAUAUCAAAAACUUAUGGCUUCGUUGCGUAAAAUUGAAGUACCUAGUUCCGAUUCGUCGGCGUCCAGGAAUUCGCCGCCUCUCGUUACCAAAGUGAUGCAACACAUUGGAAGCAGACUCGUGGCGCUGAUGCAUGCGGUUUCCGAAAAUCCUGGUACUCCACGAGCAUCCAGAUAUCACAGAAGAUCUCAUCAUCACCACAAAACUUCGAUCAUUUCCACUACUACGGAGGAAGAGGAUGAAGGCGAUGACGAACAGUUUAAUAGUCCGUUGCCAAGAUCCAAGUCACACGAUCCGUUAUUAGAAGAAGCUCGACAAGAAGCCAGCGACAAUGAAAGGUUCAGUUGGCGAGGUAGUUUCGAAUCGACGCUCAUGAUGUCGGACUCACGAACCCGGUUAACGUCAAGUGGCGAGAGUUGUGUGACGCUUGCUGCUAAAAGACGGUCCGCUGGUGACCUAUUGAUAAAGAGUGCCAACAGUAGCCGGGAACAGUUAGACCGGGUGCGAUCUUGCGGUAGUAUCGGCGGCAGCGUUGAGGACCGAAUCUGGAGGAACGGAAGAAGACGGAGCAGCGUACCUGAUAGUGGUGACUCGGGUGGAGACAGCGACGAUGGUGUGGUGGCCACUGGUCCAAAGUCGACCACAUUACCCAGGAGUCUUCAGCAGCAGGCCAUCGUGUCGUCCUCGAAUACAAACUCACUACCCAGACUGCCUACUACUGCCGCUGCCGCACCCGCACCAUCUCCGAGUCCACUCACUGGUAUAUACAAGGCGCACAGCGUACACCAAUUCAACGUAAAGUCAGCCAGGUAUAGACCACCUGGCUACAAGAACGUGGCUUCGCCGCCACGCAGGGAGUAUAACCGCAGAAGGAUCACGCAGCAUCCAGGACAACAACAAUCUGCGUCAACGUCACCAUCCCCAUCUUCGUCAUCAAUGGCCAACUAUAAUUUCCAAUCGCCGCCGACCGGUUCUAUGGUUAACGAAAACGACUGCAGGACGACAAUAGCAUGUGGUAGUAUCAGUGGUUCGGAACCUUUGGCUAAUUCAUCGUUUUGUUCAAAACCCGAAGACGAGAUGGAAAAAUUAUCGCACAGGAGUAACUCUUCACUAGGAGUAGCUAGAAGCGAUUCCAUGGCAUCCGUAUACUCUGGAGCUGGAGAAGGCAGGUACGGCACGGUACCUAUCAGAGGCGAGGUGGAGUUUGGUCUUCAGUACAAUUACAAAGCGGCACAGUUCGAGAUCAACAUCAAACAUUGUCGUGAUUUAGCAGCGGCUGAUCCCAAAAGAAACAGAUCUGAUCCCUAUGUCAAAGUGUAUCUAUUGCCUGAUAAGUCUAAAGCUGGAAAAAGAAAGACUCGAGUAAAAAAACACACGAUGAACCCCAUAUUUGACGAGGUGCUCAAGUAUAGUCUGCCAUUGGAAGAACUUAACAGCAGAACGUUAUGGUUGAGCGUAUGGCACUCAGACAUGUUUGGACGAAACAACUUCUUGGGUGAAGUCCAACUUCCUUUAGAGAACAAAAUAUUUGAUGAUCCAUCACCUAAGCUCUACCCGCUUCAGGAACGAAUAGAACCUUUAGAUGAUAUGUGUGUCAGUAACAAAGGUGAAAUUAUUGUCGGCCUGAAGUGUGUACCACCCGACCCGAACUCAAAAAAACGCACCAAAGGCACAUUCCUUCUGCUAGUAAAAGAUGCAAAGAACCUUCAAGCGAUAAAAUCUAACGGCUCAUCCGAUCCGUUUUGUAAAAGUUAUUUAUUACCAGAUAAGGGUCGCAGUUCUAAGCAGAAGACCAACGUAGCCCGAAAGACGUGCAACCCAAAUUGGAACCAAACGCUCACGUACCGAGACGUUUCUCCAGACGAAUUGGCUGAGCGGAGUCUGGAAUUGACCGUUUGGGACCAUGACCGGCUAGGCAGCAAUGAGUUUUUGGGAGGUGUCCGUCUGUCAUUGGGCUCAGGUAUGUGUGACGGCAAACCGGUCGACUGGAUGGAUUCCAAUGAAAAAGAAACCGCCUUGUGGCAAAGGAUGUUGGACAGGCCAAAUUUUUGGGUCGAAGGUUGCCUGACUUUGCGACCGUCGUUGGAGUUAGCGAGCAAAAAUUAAAACUAAUAUCCAUUUAUUUUUAUAUAUACAUAAAUCAAUUAUUUUAUUCUUCAGACGUAUACAUAUAUGUCUUCGUAUAUUUCUUUUAUUAUUAUUAUUAUUCCGUUUCAUGAUGUAUUUACGUUAAAUAGUAUCAUCAUUAUCUUGAUACAAUAUUAUGUAGAUACUCACCGAUGGAAACAUUGGUCUUUGAUUGUAUUUUUAUUAUUUCUAAUUUUUUUCUUUUUUUUUUAUGUUUUGUUGUUUUUAUAUAAACGCUAAGAAUAUCUGUGAUUUGAGAUUAUUUUGAUCGUGUAACAAACGAAGAAUUUAUAAUAAUCAUAAUAUGUUUCGGUCUUCCAUUCGAAUUUUGUACGCAUUAUAUAUUAAUAUUACUAUUAUUAUUAUUAUUAUAUGAUGUAUAUUAUGUAGUUUUAAUAUUUACGUGUUUUUCUAUGUACAUGGAUAAUAUUUAUGCGUUAUAUGUGCAUCUCAUGUUAUUUAUUUUUUGAUAAAUGUGCAGUAUUUUUUAUUUUAUUUUAUGUACAUUACUAUUACUAUUAUUACUAUUAUUAUUAUUAUAACUUAUAGUCUGUAGUUUUAUAUAUAUAUUUAAAUGUAAUUCGUUCGAUGGUAGAGAAAAAUAGAAAUGGGUUAAGGAAAAUACUCUUUCAGAGAUUAUCCUAAAAAUAUUAUAUGCUACUCGUUUUUUUUGAAAUGAUGAACAUGUGUGUAACUUGACGUAUAAGUAAUAGCUAAAACAUGUAUCUAUCUGAAAACAUUUAAUGAAUAUAAAAUUUUGUUGUAUACAAUAUACGCAUUACCGAUUAA